Molecule: messenger RNA, 4785 nt
Organism: Rhineura floridana
Lineage: Eukaryota; Metazoa; Chordata; Lepidosauria; Squamata; Rhineuridae
Gene: RHCG
Product: Rh family C glycoprotein
Exons: 11
Coding region: 361-1770 (469 amino acids)
Biological process (GO): ammonium transmembrane transport; ammonium homeostasis
Cellular component (GO): apical plasma membrane; basolateral plasma membrane; plasma membrane
Molecular function (GO): ammonium channel activity
Source: RefSeq, a predicted model, not a curated record
UUCAGCCGUGAUGCUGAACACGGAACCUAUUCAUCUGUGAUGCUGAGCGCACAGAAUGUCCUCUGCUUCUUAAGGAAGGAGGUCCAGGAAAUGCAUCCCUGCCUCUUUGUUUGUAGCUGGUAUGAAAGAGUGCACUGAUCUAUUCAGCUGGUUCUGAAAUGGGACUGGCUGCUGCUGGAGUCCUUGAGUGUAUCCUGUGGUGACUGACAGCCACAGGGUUACACCCACAUCUCCCCAGAUGACAUAAAAUGAAUGAACUUCCCCCAGCAGUUGGGAUUGUAAGUUUGCACUUACCAGUUCACACACAGGUCCGCUGUCCGGUCAUCUUCUUCUUUGACUAAGUGGGCAAAUGACCAAGUGAUGAUGGCGAGGACUACUCUGAUGGCAAGGAACACUGACAUGCGCUGGCGCCUGCCCUUGGUUUGUCUCCUCUGGGAGGUGGCCAUGAUUGUCCUUUUUGGAGUCUUUGUACGUUUCAACCCAGAAGCAGAUGCGGCCGGCUGGGAGAAGGAGAAGCAUGAAAAGAACAUCACGAGUGAUGUCGAGAAUGACUUCUACUUCAGAUACCCGUCUUUCCAAGAUGUGCAUGUGAUGAUUUUUGUGGGCUUCGGGUUCCUUAUGACAUUCCUUCAACGCUAUGGCUUUGGGGCCGUUGGGUUCAACUUCCUUCUUGCUGCCUUUGGGAUCCAGUGGGCUAUCCUGAUGCAAGGAUGGUUCCAUACGUUUGAGCAAGGGAAGAUACUCAUUACAGUGGAAAGCCUGAUUAAUGCGGAUUUCUGUGUGGGUUCCGUCUGCAUUGCCUUUGGUGCCGUCCUGGGUAAAGUCAGCCCUGUGCAGCUGCUGAUCAUGACCUUGUUUCAAGUGACUCUCUUCUCCGUGAAUGAAUACAUCCUACUGGAUCUGCUCCAUGUUAAAGAUGCUGGUGGAUCCAUGACCAUCCACACAUUUGGCGCUUACUUUGGGCUAAUAGUGACCACCAUUUUGUACCGACCCAACCUGGAGCAGACCAAAGAUAAGCAGGGUUCUGUCUACCACUCAGACCUCUUCUCUAUGAUAGGCACCUUAUUUCUGUGGAUGUACUGGCCCAGUUUCAACUCAGCUGUUUCCGAUCAUGGGGAUGCCCAGCACCGGGCUGCCAUCAACACCUACUGUUCUCUGGCAGCUUGCGUCCUCACUUCCGUGGCCUUCUCCAGCAUGUUGCAAAAGAAAGGCAAGCUGAACAUGGUCCACAUCCAAAAUGCCACCCUGGCAGGGGGCGUGGCUGUGGGCACUUCAGCAGAAAUGAUGCUGACCCCAUACGGCUCCCUCAUCGUCGGCUUUAUCUGUGGCAUUGUGUCUACCGUCGGGUUCGUCUACUUCACGCCUUUCUUAGAGUCCAAGCUGAACAUCCAAGACACGUGUGGCAUCCACAACCUUCAUGGAAUGCCAGGGUUGAUUGGAGGCAUUGUGGGGGCCGUCACAGCUGCUUCUGCCACUGAAGGCAUCUACGGGAAGGAAGGGCUUAUCCGUGCUUUUGACUUCACAGGAGAAUUCAGCCACAGGACGCCCAGUGUCCAAGGCGGGUUCCAGGCAGCUGGCAUGGCUGUAUCGUUGGGCAUGGCCUUGGCAGGAGGGGCCAUUGUAGGUGGCAUUUUGAAACUGCCUUUCUUUGGAGACCCCACAGAUGAAAACUGCUUUGAGGAUAAUGUUUACUGGGAGGUACCUGGGGAUGAGGAGUGCAGCAUGUACUGUUUGAAUGACUCGAAUGCUAAGUCUGUGACAGACCCCUGAUCCACCACAGCAAACACCAAGGGACAGUGCAGACAACCAGGUGUAUAAUUAGCCUCUUCCUUUUGGAAGUCCCUUGGCUGUUUUUUUGUGAUCUCCUUCUACGCUCUCAAGUACACAAGAGGUUUGUGGUUGUCUGGAAACGAUAACAUUUGCUACCAUCAUCCGUCUGGAUGCAAAGAUUCUUCAUAGAGCCUUCUGUGGCCUUAUUUUUCUCUUCCCACAUCCUUCUCCGUUGUGGGGUUAGCCUAGAGGAGAGAGACUGUUCACAUCCCACUGCAUACAGGACAAGAGGCGACAUAUGUGGUUAGAAGUGGCAGCAAAAUUCUCCAGAGUUCAGGACUUGGAUAUGAGCUACAGAGCUUGUAAAAGAUCGCCAAAAAAAAGAAGCGAGCUUUGCAAGCCCCAAAUGUCUUCACUGUCUCAGGUUGAAAUCUGAGCCAGAGAAUUCCUGGCUUUCCCCCUGCUUGUCCCCAACGGUCCACCUGCCAUCCCACCCUGCAGGUGUCUAGAGUAAAAGUGGUAUGUGCAGAAGAAAAAAGAGGGGAAGGAGGUUGUCUUUUUCCUUUCCUUCCUCUUCAUCUCCCAGCGCUCUGUGUUGGAGUCCAAAGCCUGAAAAAUUAUGAGAAAUGUAGUUCUCCUGGCGUUUGCUUGCAAUGUAUUUUUCCAAACUCUCAGAUUGGUUUGUGAUGUCCCCUCUUGAUUUCCCCUCCCCCCUUUUUCUGGGAAAUAUGGGAAAUUCAGUUGCUCCAAAAAGACCUUGCAAUGCAGUGCUCUCAGAUUGGUCUUGGAUUUUCCCCAUUUUUUCUCUAGAAAAGCCCUGAACCAGAGCCAAUCUGAAGAGGGUUUUUGAAUGCUCUUUCAUCUCUACGUGUGCUGGAUCCACUUGUGGCAGCAGCGUCUAGGGUCAACCCUGGUCAGGAAUAGCAAAAUGCCCAAGAUUCUGAAUGCCAGCAUGUGAUUAGCAAGCUGAAAGAUUUGUGACAAUGCAGUUGGAGAAAGGGAGAUUUGGAGCACAUGCUUAGAUCUCUCCCGUUUGAAAUCAGUGGAUAUUAAAAGUGCUUAAUGAUAGACUGAGCUUCCAAUGUUUUUCAUUUCUUUUAAUAAUCUGCAAAGGCACAGUCUUUAGGGGAAGGGCUGCAGCGGCUCAGGGGCAGAGCAUCUGCUUUACAGGAAGAAGGUCCCAGCUUCAAUCCCGAGCAUCCCCAGGUAGGGCUGGGAAAGACCCCUGCCUGCAAUCCUGCUGAGCCUCUGCCAGUCAGUGCUGGCAAAUACUGAGCUAUGUGGACCAACAAUCUGAUGUAAACCUAGACGGAACGCAGGACCUGAUGCAAGAUGUAAGUGUUUCUGAACAGGAUGCAAAUAGCACCCACCUUGCUAACAAUUUUUAACUUAUAUAUGUAUGUGAGAAAUGCCCUAAAAAUUCAACGCAGUCACAUGUUACUUCAAAAGAUAAACUUCUAAAAAUAAAUAUGGGGGAACUGGUUAAAUGGAAAUUGGUUAAUGAAGAGAGCCAAUGAAGCUAUAAAACUCAAGUGUUGCCCAAAUGAGAAGAGUCUGGUUAAAAAAAGAAAGAGUAAGCUGUCAAAAAAAUAUAUACACGUACUUGUGAUUAACAAAACACAGGUUUUAAUUUUAUGAAAGAUAAGGAAGUGAAAACAGUGCUAGAGGAGAAUAUACAGGAACUGAAGAGAAGGUGGCUAAAUUCUGUCUUCAUGGCAGAAGAUGUAAGACAUCAGAUACACAAGCUUCAACUGAUGAUCCAGCAAUGGAGGCUGGUCCAACAGAGGCACUGCCCCCACCGACUUCAGGCUACCUACAGUCUGAAGAACUGAGUCAAAUAGAGGUGCUGAGACACAAAGUUCUAGGGCUUAUCAGUGAACUAAGAAUGAAUAAAUCGCCUGGUCCGUAUAUCACCCAUCCAAGAGAUCUUAAGGAACUCAAAUAUGAAGUUGCUGAACUUCUAAUAGAAGCAAAGAUUCUUGUGGCAUCUUAAAGAUUUAUUGUGGCUAAACUUUUGGGGGCUGGAGUUAUGCAUAAAGUGUAAUACUCAGCUGGCAGAUGCACACACACAAAUGUAAAGCAAAAAAAAAGGUUAAACGGCAACAAAAUGCCAAAGGAACUUGUCUCUAAAUUUAGCCUCUGACCAGAGUACUGAAGGAUAGCUAAUAUAUACACUAGCUUUAUGACUUCUUUUUUUUCCAGGAGAAGCUAGGCAAUUAGAGGCUAUUUGCGUCAAUUUUUGUUCCAGGUAAAUUGGUGGAAAGCUGAUGGACUGCUUACGCAAGGACUUCAAAGUGAUAGCAAACAUGCUUUUAUCACAUCUGACAUCACAUCUGACAUAAGGGAUGGGGCAAGUGGGCAUGGUUUGGGGAAAAUGCCCCCCUAGGUCAAAUUAGGACCCCUGCCAGACCUAAUUAGGUAUAUGGGCUAGAGGUUUCCCACCCUUGUUGUUAAUAAACGUAUUUUCACACAAUGCAACAAAUUUCUGCAGUGUUUCAUCCUUUACAGAAACUGACUGCGUUAAACUCCCCUUUCUCUAGUCGUGGAUGGAGAGCUGUCCAUUUUAAAUUAGGGAUGGAGGGGAAAGUCAAUGCAGUUUGCAGUGGAAGCCAAAAUAAUCCAUAGUUUCCGAAACAAGAUGUGAACCGAAAUACCACUAUUCUUUAAAACUCAUAUUGCUCUGAAUUUUGCAUUGCAGUUCUUCAGCCAAGUAAUAUGUCCAAGAAUGCAUAUACUAUAGUAAAGUAAGCAUAAAGAUGAUAUAUUGGUGAAAAUAACAUGCAAAAAUGUAUUAUAUUAGGGGAAAUUGCUUUGCUGAAAAGUGUAUAUUAGGCACAAUUGUAUAAAAACAUGUAUAUUAGGAGAAAUUUGCGCUGAAAUGCUGAUUCAUUUUCAUGAGGACUUUUUAAUAAUAACAAUAACAAUAAUAAAUCACAAACUGAGGUGGAAAUGUGGAGAACUGAACUGGAAAAAUGAGAAACUGAAAAAAACCCAAAACUGGCAGAUUCACCCAUC